Hevea brasiliensis (rubber tree) is the source of this 1376-nucleotide messenger RNA. Its product is annotated as E3 ubiquitin-protein ligase ATL6-like. The transcript has a single exon. The coding region runs from base 38 to 1300 and encodes 420 amino acids. NCBI's taxonomy places the organism in Eukaryota, Viridiplantae, Streptophyta, Magnoliopsida, Malpighiales, Euphorbiaceae. The record is from RefSeq and is a predicted model, not a curated record.
UUCUCUCUCCCUGCUUCACUCAUUUCUUCUCAAUACCAUGCCCCCUCCGCCUGACGCUACCACCCACCAGACACAGAAGCCGCCACCGGAAAACCAACAUAAAGGGUAUUCAAUUCACUCUUCAAGAUCCCUUAUGCUUGGUUUUUGCAGCUCCAGCAUGAGUUUUUUCGCUCAUAAAUAUGGGAUUUUUUCUCUCUCCAUCUUCUUCCUUCUUUCAUCUUCGUUCGCCGUCGCUCAAUCACCCAACGGCACGCAGGUACCUUACAGCUAUGCUCGUGUUAGUCCUACGAUGGCUGUAAUCAUCGCCAUCUUAAUUACCGCUCUCUUCUUCAUGGCGUUUUUUACUAUUUACAUGCGCCACUGCUCCGACAGCCGAGGCGGAGGGAGCGUGCGGGCACUAACCAACUUGGGUCGCUCCAUACGAGCCGCUGCAUCGCGUGGGCUUGAUCAUGCCGUCAUCCAGACAUUCCCUACUUUGGUGUACUCUGAGGUGAAGGAUCUCAAGAUAGGGAAAGGAGCGCUAGAAUGCGCUGUUUGCUUGUGUGAAUUCGAAGAUGAUGAAACGCUGCGUUUAAUUCCUAAAUGCGAUCAUGUGUUUCACGCUGAUUGUAUCGACGUUUGGCUAGCUUCUCACACCACUUGUCCUGUUUGUCGAGCUAAUUUGACACCGCAACCAGGUGAACCGUCGCUGCAACUUAACGAUUCACCGCCACAGUCGGACCUCGAAGCUCAAAACCAUGCUGAAGUAGUAUUAGAACCAGAAGUCUGCGAUCAUAACGACGGAAAUGUUGAAGUGACAGCGCCGGAGCCUGAGGUUAUGAGCGCGAACCAAACUUUGAACAGGAACCGCACGCGUGGAUCGAGAUCCGGUAGGCCACGUAGGUUCCCGCGUUCACACUCCACUGGGCAUUCUCUGGUCCAACCGGGCGAGAACACGGAGCGGUUCACUCUGAGGUUACCGGCUGAUGUUAGGAAGCAAAUAAUGAACCGGGAAUUGAACCGGACUAUGAGCAUGGUGGUGUUUUCAAGAGAACGGAGUUCAAGGAGGGGCUAUAAGGGCGAAGGCGAAGGAAGCAAUAGAGGGAAGUAUAAACGGCUUGAGCGUUUGGACCAGGGAGCUAAGUCGGACCGGUGGGUUUUUGGUGCGGCCCCACCAUUUUUAGUAAGAGCCUCAUCAAUUUUGACGAGAGCAUCAUCCACAGUAAAGUCGCCAAAAGUAGCAGCCAAUGACGAAGAAGGGACUUCGGCUCAACCGGUUGGGUCGUAUAAUGUGGCUGAACCAAAUCGACCUCCAGUUUAAUAGUAAAUUUUGGUUGAUUUUUCCUUUUGAAUAUGUGAAAAACGUUAAUAGUAUUUAGUCUCCCUUUUUAAAAUAA